UCUGUAGAUAGAUGUAGGUGUGCUGCCGUUUUCCUGGUAACCAUGGUGUUUUUCUCAUCUCCUAGGUUACCUGUCGAGGAACUACACCGAGCAGGCGGGCGACGGCGACUUCCUGUCGGUCCACUGCCUGCCCCGCACCACCAUCGCUAUCCAAUCGGCUUUCUAUGGCAGGAGUGGCCCCUUCCACCCCCAGCAGGGCCCGUCCUACCACAGACCCACCCUUUUAGGGACACUCCCACUGGAGGAUGACUUGCAUUGUUACAUGUCCACAGCACUACAGAAAAUGUUGGAUGAGUGCCAGGACAGGAGGAGCUGUAAGGUCCUUGUCAACAGUCGUCUCUUUGGGAUGGACCCGUGCCCCAGCAGCAGCAAACACCUCAUUGUGUGGUACAACUGCAGGCCUAAUGAGUAUAAGAGCAAGGUGGCGUGCGAGGAGGAGAGAAUGAAGCUGACCUGUAAACGGGGAAUGCAGAUCGCCGUCUACUCGGCCAUGUUCGGUCGAACCCAGCAGGGUACCCUGGAGUGUCCUACCCACCACAGGAGGGCGUCGUCCGAAGACUGCCAGUCGGGCGUGGCUCUCCAGGUGUUGACGACACGUUGUCAGGGGAAACAGAGCUGUUUCGUCCAAGCGUCCACGCAAGAGUUUGGGGACCCCUGCUACUCGGGCACCAGGAAAUAUCUCAGUGCCAUCUACGCAUGUGGUAAGUCUCCAGUUGUACCGACACCUGAGCAGCAGUUUUUUUUACAUGACACCUAGUCCGCAGUUCUGUAUGCAGACAGUAGAGGGAGGUGUUCUCUCAUGUAUGUGGAUGGGGGGCUGAUGGGUACAGCUACGUUCUGUACGUUUUUGUCUGUCUCUUAGCUCUGUCGUCUGUCUGCCAGUAUCUCUCUCGCUUUCUCUUUCUCAUUCUAUCUCUCACUCUCUAUUUUGUCAUUCAUGUCUGAUGACUCUCUGAUGUGUAAGGAGUGGUGCUCGUUUAUGCUUUCUGUCUCGACGGAAGAGAGAGGGGCUUCCUGUCUGUCUACCUAGCCACCACACCCCCAGGCUAAUCCUGAGCUGUCACACUAUAACCCAUUAACAUACACACACACACACACAC
Oncorhynchus kisutch (coho salmon) is the source of this 1100-nucleotide messenger RNA. Its product is annotated as protein eva-1 homolog C-like. Lineage: Eukaryota; Metazoa; Chordata; Actinopteri; Salmoniformes; Salmonidae. Gene Ontology annotation, molecular function: carbohydrate binding. The transcript is spliced from 4 exons. The record is from RefSeq and is a predicted model, not a curated record. Bases 263 to 757 code for a protein of 164 amino acids.